UUAUGCUUCCUUUACUAUCGAGUAUGAUGAAUCAUCUUAAAUUUUACUGUUUAGUAAGUUAUACACGUGUACAGAUAUCUACAACUUGUUUCGAUUUCAAUAUUGAUAACAUUGUUACCUUAAAAACAUAGAGGUUAUAUAAAGAAAUUAAAAGACCACCUUGAAACUUCAUCAACAAUAAAAGGAAUGAUCAAGUGAAAAAGAAGUUUGUUCGAAUGUUUUUUACGAAGCUAAAAGCUUUUCAGUGGUAUGGAUACUAAUUACAGAGUAAAUAUUGGCAAGUGGCUGCCAUUUCCUGGCAUCAUUCUCGAGAAAUGGUUCGCUGAAUCAUUGGCGCUCACCGUGAGAAUGGGCAAGCUUGUGGAAUGCAUAGCCUUAAUCAUCCAGGACAUUACAGACGCGCAGGCUUGUGAUCUAGAGGUGUACAAGGGUGUCGCGAACGAUCUGGAGGAUGUGAUGAAGGAAUACAAAUCAAUUUGUAACGUGACUCUGAGCACACAUCCGAUAUACAAGUUUAAAAUGCGUCAUUUUUUGAUACAACUGAAGCGUAAGAUGAAUACGCUCGCGAGAUUUGUUAAAAAUUUGAUCAACGAAAUCGUUGACUGUAACAGCGACGAACUACUCACAGUGAUUUUCAGAUUAGUGAACAUUUAUAACGAUAUCUUGGACAUGGAUAUCGAUGUUUCCGAUUCAUCGACUAAUGUAUUUUACAACGAUUGUCCAUACAUGUUGGAACCAUUGAAGAAAAUGUCUGUCACACGAAUAUUACAGAUGUUAGCGAAAAAUCGAGCAGAGGAAUUCUGCCACGAGCUUAUCGAUUGUUUGCUAGCAAACUACGAACCUCGUGAGAAAACCGAUCCUCCAUCAGCAAUGUCCGCGGACGUGGAUGUUUCAGAGAACUCGAGCAUCGAGAUUUAUCGGUUACUUAUUCGGAAGAAUUUACCUUUUAGCGAUGCUAUUUUCCCAUUUCACGUUCACAAGGAAUUCAUUUUCAGAGCCCUCACGAGACACUUAACUCCGCCGACAGAAAUCUCCUCGUCGAGAGCCGACAUAGAGGUGUCGAACAUCGAGAACAUUCAGACCCUGGUUAAUACUCAGAACGAGCAAGUAUUUCGACUAUUGAAAAUCGUGCAAGAAGUUUCACCUCGAUUAUUGGGCGCCGAUGCGUUGAAGACUGUCAAAGGUGAAACAAGACUUAGGGGUAGCGCGAUGAAGAAAGUGAAGAAUUAUUACCAGGAAGUUGCAUGGGGUGCUUUAUCAGGAAUUCUGGAUCACGUUGUUCUCUGGUGGUCCCGGGAAGCACUUGCUACUCGUCAUAGUCACGGAGCACAGCAGCUGAAGGAUUGGCUCAGUCAUUUUGUCCAAAGGAACCACGUACCAGAGACGGUGAGACCAGCUUUGCAAAAUCUCUGCGACGCCCUUGGCUACCAUGCGACCAUCACCGAAUGGGACCAUCUCUUCAGGCUGGCUUACACGUCGGCUUUUCAGUAUCAAUCGAAAGCCUCGUCUACCGAGGGUACCAACACGGGACAGAUGUUCGUUGAGUUGUUCCAGUUGCUCGUUCGACUCAGCAACGAAUGUGAGGCAGGCGGUGAAUGGGUAAUCGGAGCACCGUUGAUGGAAUUGCCACUUUCGGAACAGAUUGUCGUUCUUCAUCGAUUGGAUCAUUCGGUUCACACUGCUAGACUAUGGAUCGUUCAGGAAUCGAAAAUCAUAGCCCAUACCUGGGAACUGGAUGUGUUCUUCCUGUUGGUCAAAGGUGACAUAGAGAAUUGCCUUGAAGAGCUUUCUUAUUUGAAGCUAGCUGAUCAUGCCAGCACGCUCUCAAUUGACUCUGUUAGCGUUCAGGUAUAUGUCUGCGCAAAAAUGAGAGCAAAAAUCGUGUCAGAAGUGAACGUUAAUAUAGAGUUACUUCAGAAGUGUUCUAUACAGUGCAUAGAUAUUCUAGCGAAAAUCUGUCGGGUGACCAGUCUGGCGAAUUUGCAUAUGUGUUUUCCACCAUCAAAUUACUGGAGAAAAGGCAGCGACGAAGCUCCAGCGGCUGCUAGUCCCUAUGUGGAACCUUAUUUUGAAAAGGUGUUACUUCCGGUGUUGGAAGUUAUCGAAGACUCCGAUACGUCCAAUAUGAUUCUUAGAAUUAUGUGCGAAGCGUGGCUCGAUUAUAUCUAUCUGCAUCGAAUUAAAUUUAGCGAAUACGGGGCGCUGCAAUUACUCACGGACUUUGCAUACGUGUCGAAGUGGGUCUCGAAUUGCUCGAUCAUUUCUCAAAACGUACGGAAUCAUUUGUUGAAGAACGAGGUACUUCGACGUUGCGAGGGAGUGGGUCGACUCCUUCUGCGACAUCCUGGCGAGGCGAUUUCGAUGCGCAAACGAUUGAGUACGAAACGAAAUAGUAAAAUGAGGAAGCGGCGAAUUUCUCUCUGUCUAAUUUUUCAGCGAGAACGAACGAACGAGGAUCGCCGGAAUCGCCAGGAUUGGAACGUAUGCCAGCGGAAAUGUACGUUCCGAAUCAGAAACAGUGGCUGGAACUUCGGGCCUCGAAAAUGUACAAUUUUUGUUGCACCAAAUGAUCAAUUGAAGAUAUACGAUAUUCUUAACAAACGUAAUGUUCAAAAUUAUCCAGACCUUAUAGUAAUUAUAUUAUCCAAUAAAAACGUUACAAACGAAGAAUCUAAACUGAUUUGUUAACCAAUCGCAACUAUGAUACUUGUCAUCAAAUUCACGGAUGCAUCGCUAAUGUUUUAAUUACAAUUCCUUAUUAAAUACCCACGUUUAGCCGUAAUUGUCACAACGACGAACCGUGUUUAAUUACAGCAGUGUAUACAGGCCAAUU
Messenger RNA from Osmia lignaria (orchard mason bee), 2833 nucleotides. Its product is annotated as coiled-coil domain-containing protein 142. The record is from RefSeq and is a predicted model, not a curated record. Lineage: Eukaryota; Metazoa; Arthropoda; Insecta; Hymenoptera; Megachilidae.